Dendronephthya gigantea is the source of this 1987-nucleotide messenger RNA. RefSeq names its product organic cation transporter protein-like. The transcript has 8 exons. Gene Ontology annotation, cellular component: membrane. Lineage: Eukaryota; Metazoa; Cnidaria; Anthozoa; Malacalcyonacea; Nephtheidae. Gene Ontology annotation, molecular function: transmembrane transporter activity. Gene Ontology annotation, biological process: transmembrane transport. The record is from RefSeq and is a predicted model, not a curated record. The coding region runs from base 124 to 1701 and encodes 525 amino acids.
AACAAAGAAAGGAUCAACGCGAGACAUAUGAUUACUGUAUGAUGAAAACACAAGAGAACCGCAAUGUAACUAUAUGGAGAUAUAAUAUAAAUAAUCUUUCACGGCCCUGGCAAUUGGAAAACAAUGGAAUUCGACCACGUUUUAAGGAUAAUCGGCGAGUUCGGGCCGUAUCAGAAACGACUGUAUAUCCUUGUGAAUCUGGCCAUUAUUCCCGCUGCCUUUCAAAUGCUGAUGAAUAUCUUUAUUGCGAGAGAACCUCGCUGGCAUUGUUCUGCUUUAAACAUCAGCCAAACUUGUCCCACGGGAGAACGAUCUUGUGAAACAAUACGUUACACCUCUACCUACACGUCCAUUGCUUCAGAGUGGAACCUGAUAUGCGAAGAUGCUUACAAAGUGGAAUUGUCUCAGUCUGUAUUUAUGAUGGGUGCUCUGCUUGGCGGCCUGGUAUUGGGGAUGCUUGCUGAUAAAUACGGCCGUAGACCGUCCUGGUGCAUUUCGUACAUACUAAUGGUGCUCGGUGGUGUCGCAACUGCGUUUUCAACAUCUUUGAACGUACUUUACGUCGCACGUCUCGUUGCCGGAGUUGGCACGGGCGGGGCUCUUCUUACUGGAUUUGUUUUGGUCACUGAACUCAUAGGACCAUCAUAUCGCGGUAUAACUGGAGCGCUUUCCUCGUGUUUUUUCACUUUCGGACAGAUGUUGCUGCCCGCUUUUGCGUAUUUCUUGCAAGACUGGAGGAAACUGUCUUUUAUUUUGUCUUUAGUUGGUGUCAUUUUUACGUUUUUUAUAAGGAGUGUCCCUGAGUCUCCGCGUUGGUUGAUGAUUGUGGGACGUGUCAGCGAAGCUGAAGACAUUCUUAGUGAAACUGCCUUAUACAAUGGACUAGCUCUACCUAAGACGUUACUACAAAUAGGAAGACCUAUGCAGCUUUCACGUAGUUAUCAUGGAUGUUUAGAAUUAUUUAGGAAUUGCUAUAUUGCAAAAAAGACUAUUGUUAUCUCUUCAAUAUGGUUUAUAAACAGUUUGGUGUAUUACGGAUUGUCAUUCAAUACAAAGAACAUCGAUGGAAAUAUUUUCCUGAACUUCUUUCUUUCAAGUAUCAUCGAACUGCCAGCGUAUUUCAUUUCAUUUAGUAUAAUCAACUGGAUUGGCAGAAAGAGGAGUGUAUUUUACUGUAUGACCCUGAGCGGUGCGGCAUGCUUGGCCUGUCUCUUCGUUCAAACAGGUGGAUUGUCCUCAUACAGCCCGCUCGUAACAGCCACCGCCGUCCUAGGAAAGUUUGGAAUUGCCGCCUCGUUUUCAAUUCUGCAUAUAUUCUCAGCGGAAUUAUUUCCAACUGUUGUCAGGAAUAUUGGCCUGGGGCUUUGUUCUAUGGCAGCACGGGUCGGAGCGAUUGUUGCACCGAUGAUUGUUUUUCUAGGAAGCUACACACGUCCGUUGCCAAUGAUGAUAUUUGGCAUGGGUGCAUUCACAGCGGCAUUCUUUAGUCUCAUGUUGGAUGAAACAUUGAACAGACCUUUAUCAGAAACACUGGAAGACGAUCUUCCAAAUCAGGAACUAGGAGAUUACUUACAUUAUAAACAACUCAAUACCGCGGCUGGAUCACCGCAGAAUGAAGAUGUUGAGGAGAACGUCUUUGCUCUUGUUGAUUCGGAUGUAGAAAACGAUUUUCCAAUUGAUGAGAAGCGAACGUUUAUUUAAAAUAUUGGAGAAGGAGUUCUUGGUUCUCCCUGAAAUCAUGCCAUACACCUGACCUGGUUAUCAUGAGAUAAUAAUUAUAUAAUAUGUCUUGAGUUUUAAAAAGUUUAAAGUUGGGCUGUUCUACAAAUGGAUAUAAAUAGAUUAACUAUAGUUUAUACAUAUAAAAUUCGAAUAUCAAUUAUAACAAUGAAUUGGAUUCGGGGCGUAAUUACAUCUAAAAUUAAUUAAUCUAACAGCGGACACUUAAAAUACUACAGGGUGUCCCAAAAAAACCGAAAACUAUUGA